Molecule: messenger RNA, 872 nt
Organism: Rhipicephalus sanguineus (brown dog tick)
Lineage: Eukaryota; Metazoa; Arthropoda; Arachnida; Ixodida; Ixodidae
Product: glutathione S-transferase 4
Exons: 5
Coding region: 126-776 (216 amino acids)
Biological process (GO): glutathione metabolic process
Molecular function (GO): glutathione transferase activity
Source: RefSeq, a predicted model, not a curated record
UAGGUCGCAGAUGGAAACCGACAACAGCUGCGUGCCCGCGCUGUUCGUGAAAGAAACGGCGCAUCACACUCGGCACCAGUCAGUUCACAACUGCGGCUGUGAGGUGCAACACCAUCACCAUCACCAUGACAAUAACUCUCUACAAUUUGCACCGAAGCCCCCCGUGUGGCUUUAUACGUUCGCUUGCGAAGCACCUGGGGAUUGAGCUUGACCUGAAAAACCUGGACUUCACCAAGAAAGAGCACUUCGGUGAGGACUACCUGAAGAUAAAUCCUUUUCACAAAGUGCCUGCCAUCGACGACGACGGUUUCGUUGUUUACGAAAGUACCGCCAUCGCCUACUAUCUGAUUCGGAAGUACGCCACAGAGUCUGAUCUUUAUCCUGCCUGUGUGGAGACUCGAACUCGCAUCGACCAGAUUCUCGCAUGUGCUUCCGGCACAAUUCACAACCAUUCAGCAGUUUUCUUUCGUCCUCGUGUUUGGUGCAAGAACAAGCCGACUGCCGAGGAAGUGAGAACAUUUGAAGAGAAUGUGAUACAAGGACUCGAACACCUCAUUGGUGACGGGAAGUUUGCUGUAGGUGAUAAGCUCACCCUUGCCGAUCUUGCUAUCUUCGCCCAUCUCACACUGGCAAUUGAGAAUGACUCCGUUGACAAGAGCAAGUUUCCGAAGCUUGCCAACUAUCACGAACGCGUAAAGAACGAGCUUCCUUACCUCGAAGAGAUACACAGACCUGCCAUCGAAUACUUUAAGCACUUGUGGGCCGAGCUGAAAUAAAUUGUGUUGCAGCUCCCCGAAGGAUUAUAUCAUUUCCUUUGUCUUCAUUGAUUUGAGAAUAUUACUCACAUGAAAUAAAAACAUAGUGGCACAACA